This is a messenger RNA of Globicephala melas (long-finned pilot whale), 7663 nucleotides long. RefSeq names its product mitochondrial ribosomal protein S18C (gene MRPS18C). Gene Ontology annotation, cellular component: mitochondrial small ribosomal subunit; ribosome. The record is from RefSeq and is a predicted model, not a curated record. Gene Ontology annotation, biological process: mitochondrial translation. NCBI's taxonomy places the organism in Eukaryota, Metazoa, Chordata, Mammalia, Artiodactyla, Delphinidae. Gene Ontology annotation, molecular function: small ribosomal subunit rRNA binding; structural constituent of ribosome.
GAGCCCGCCCUCUCUUCGUCCAAUCUUGCGGCGCGGCAAGAGGGAGAGGAGGCGAACGGGAAGGUACUGCGCAGGUGUAUAGAAAUCCCCACCUGCUCUUUCCUUGGAUUCCCAGCGCUCGCCUUCGGAACCUUUGAACCGAGUGCUUGGGCUAACAGGGGAAGCAUACCGGAAGUGGCUUGUCCAGACGAUUUGGAAAAAGGAAAGGAAGAGGAGGAGCAACGAACCAUGGCAGCUAUGGUAGCCCUUUGCAGUGGGCUAGGAAGGAGAGCGUUAAAGCACUUCGUAACGGCUGCUGUCUGCCUCACAGAUUCUGGGGCUCAUGCAGUGCUGUGGAGAAGUUGUUCACAAUAUAAACAGGUAACCAGCAAUGAGGACCUGCCUGUUCCAAUGGAAAAUCCUUAUAAGGAGCCUCUGAAAAAAUGUAUCUUGUGUGGAAAACGUGUAGAUUAUAAGAAUGUACAGCUUUUAUCCCAGUUUAUUUCUCCAUUUACUGGAUGCAUUUAUGGAAGGCACAUAACAGGUCUUUGUGGGAAGAAACAAAAAGAAAUCACAAAAGCAAUUAAGAGAGCUCAAAUAAUGGGGUUUAUGCCAGUUACAUACAAGGAUCCUGCAUAUCUCAAAGACCCUAAAGUUUGUAACAUCAAAUACAGGGAAUAAAUUCUAUAAAGUUAUCAUCAAUAAAUUUAUUUUAUAGUUGUGUGGUAUUAAUACUGGCUCAAACUGUAAGAUUUAAUAACCUUUGAGUAGAGAACUGAUAGGCUAAAUCUUAUCAAACUAUAAAGUAUUAUGUUUUUAAUUCUUAAUAAUUUGAAAUUAUAUGAGGAAAAAGUGUUUCAAGUGUGAAGUUUCCUCUCCAUAUCAGAAUGUUCAUUAAGUAAAUCAGAUUAUUUAAAAUGUUAAUACUUGUUAUAUUUUACAUACAUAUGAAUUAAAAAAAGGUACUAUGGGAUUUUCACUUAUCUCUGGCCCCCAAAUAGCUCAUACAGCAUACCACUGAUAAUGAGAUGUUAAACAUGGAAGGGAUGACGUGUAUUGGGAUUUUACUUUAGGCCCAGAUUCUGUGUUGUAAAUAGUAUUGUAGGGAUAUGGGUGCGGGAAAGUGGAAUGCUUAUAUAAUGUACAAAUCCCACAUGAUAGGGUGUGGAUUUGAAAUUGCUAAGGAAGAUUUUCUAACACGUAAAUAAUUAUGCCUGGCUAGGACUAUGGGUCUUCCCUCUGUAGAGAUGUUAUGUGGGGAUGAACAGUGGUGCUGUCUGUCACAGGACCUAACACUUACUCCUGGACUAGUCUAUCAUGAACUGGUAGUGUCCUGUAAAUAAACCGAUCCAUAGGCAAUCUGUUGUAUCAUCUUCUCUUACUCCAGUGAUACAAACUGAUCGCCAAAAGAUGGAGAAUAACUGAGAAAAAAUGUCCUACAAGGAUUCUUUUCCUCCUUUUCAUUUAGUACCCUGAAAGUUGGGACAUCAAACUUAAUUAUUUUAACAUUAGGGUUCAGAAUGAACCCCAUUUCCUCUCCUGCCCUGUGCUUCUUAUGUAACUAGUAAAGCAAUCCCAACAGCAACUCAUUAUUUGCACAAAUCAUCCCUGGUAUUAUGUGGGCUUCAUAAACACCCCAUGGUAACUAAUGCAUGUUAACACAUAGAUAAAAGAUGAUAGUUUUUGAUACUAGCUAUGAAUUUGCUCUAUCAUUUAGGAAAUAAGUGAUGGAAGAGCAGUGGUCAACAUGUGGGUUCAGCAUUUCACCCAGUGAGUAAAGCAUGAAGGCGUCAUGUGAUGUGUAUGCUUUAUGGGAAAUUCUGUUAUGGAAAGGAUAAAUAGAAAAAACAAACAGUAAAAGCUCUCUUAACCAACCUCCACUUAACCAACUCACUGGAUUAAACAGGGGCUUUACAUCCUCCUUAAAAAUCACACGGAAGCCCAUGACUCUUAACCUGUUGAGUUCUACAUUACCAAGAGUCAUCUAUUUUGUUCCCAGACCUUAUCAGUUGUAUUUUUGUAGUGAUGAAUAUGAGCAUUAAAAAUAAAGUUUCAGUUGCAGUGAAAACCAAGUAAAGGCUCUGAGAAGACUUGAUAAAGAUAACUAGCUUUUUAAAAAAAAUAGUUGUCAAAUUAGGUGUGGUUAGGACAAAUAAGAUUGGGAAUGGAAAAUGAAAAAACCUAGUAGCAUUUUGUACUUAGGUUGCUUUGCAAAUUUCUUUAAAGAAACUAAAAUUGGGGAUUAUAUAGGGUAAGUAAUGGGUUUGAUUUACAUAGGAACUCCAACACAUUCGUAAAAAAGUUCCUGGCCCUGCAACAAAAGUUUGACGAAUGUACACUUCUGCUUUAUGUUAAAGUGAAAUCUCUGAUAGACACCUUAUUUAUGUAUCAUUUGAGUCCCACUUAACUGGCCUUUUCACCUAACUAACCAACUGCUGAUCCCAAACAUUGCAUUACCAGGCUUUGUUCUGUACUCAAAUUCUGAACUGACUCAAUUUAAAGUACUUUAUAAAAUAAAUGAACUAGAACUUACCUAUGUGUUAUUGCAAAGAGCUGAACAUAGUAAAAACAAUAGGCAUGUUUGGCUUUACCCUUCUUCUGAUGAAAAAUCUCCUUUCGGCCUAAAAGAAUCAAAAGGUAGGAGACUGUGGGUAUUCACCAGAACCGUUCAUUUUCUCAAUCUCUUCAUCUGUUUCUGGGCUGCUCACUGUGGAUGCCUUUUCUUGGUUACUACUAUCAGUAUCUGUUUUAGAUGGUUGGUUCUGUAUCUCUAACAGCCGUGACUUCUUGAAUUGCCAUCCACCAUCUGUACCUGAAGCUUUACGCUUAAUCAUUUGCAGCGCACUACCAGCUGGACUAGCUUCAGGACUGUCAGUAUAUUCCACCAUUAGGGUCAGGUUGUCUACCACAUUGAGAUGGUGGUUGGUAUUACAGCUACUUUUAGAAAUAUGUCUAUUUUUCAAGGAGAUAACACACGAAUGAAGAAAUUCACAAUCGGGAAAAAAGGUCUGUAAAGCUUGACAAAGAAAAAUGUUCUCCUGAGGGUCUUUCUGGACAUUCUUCUCUCCUAAAGAAACAAACAAAUAUUUCAACAUACAGUAUUUAUACUACAAAGGUUUUAUAGUUAUCUAUUUGUUAGUAAAGUCAGAGACUUUAAAGAAUCAUAUUGAAUUAUCUAAAUUAAAAGAAAUGAUAAUCCCAAAUUUAUAUGCCACAAUAUCCUCAGAGAAAAUUAAAGUUGUUAUAUUUUUUAAAAUCAAGGUAGUAUAUCUAUAGUAGUACCAUGUUCUCUGUUCAGUGGGAUUUAAGAGUAUUAAUGAAAGUUAUUUUUAAUCCUAAAGUGAACAAAUUGAUCAGUUAGUGCAAGCAGCUCAUCCAUAAUUCCAAUCAGUGAGAAUUUUUCUUCAAAGCACAGAAAGUAGUGAUAUGUGAACUUUUUACUUACGUGUUGCUUGAAUCUGUGCUUGCUUUCUUUUUUUAAUUUCUCGUUUUAAUCUGUUUAUAUCCUUUAGUAGUUUCUCUACUGCUCUCUCACUGUGUUCUACUUUACUGCAUGUACUCUGGAAAAUAAAGUAAUUUAACAGCAUAGAUAAAGUUCCAAAUUGUGAUACUACAAUCUACGUUCACAAAUAAUAUAAAAUCCUUCAUGGUGUAUAACAUCAAAUAUUUUCCUUUAUAAAAAUUUUAUUUUAUUUUGCUAUUUUCUGGAGGAACUCACCAACAAGCAUUUGUAUGGUGCUUCAUAGGUUACAAAAUGCUUUCCAGAUGUAUUAACUUCCUAUUUAUACAAAGUUUUAUCAUUCAAGUUAUUUCCUAGAUAAUACACAGAAAUAAAAAACAAAAAUAUUUAACUGCUUCAAAACAAAAAAUACUGUACUAUUUUGAGAUGCAUACUUAUUGCAAACAUUUAAGAAACUGCCAAUAACAAAGUGACUUUCACUAUUACAAAAGAAAACUACUGAAGAUUUUAAUUCCCGUAAAACUACUUUUGAAAAGCAGAAUGGCCUUAUGUGUCAUCAGUUUUUAAGUACUAAUACCCUUUGACUCAGUGAUUUCAUUUUGGGAAUAUAUCUUGGAUCAGUAACAAAAAUUUAUAUAACAUGAUGUUUCUUAGAAUAGUGUCAAAUCAGAAGUAACUAAUUUCCAAUUAUAGUGUAAUGGGUUGUUAGAGCCAGUUUUAGUGGAUACUUCAUGGAACAUCUGCCCAGCCUAUUUGUCAUGAACUUGUUCAUCCUGCCGUAAGAGUUCACCAGUAACCCUUUCACCAACUUUCACCCUAGCUGACCAAAGCAGAGAUAAUUACAAUAGCCAAUUGGCAAAUCCUAAUCUCUUGAAUAGAAGAGAUUAAAUGCAGAAGCUAUAGGUUAGCUCUUUGGUCAGCCAGUGGGUGAAUAAACAGCAAGAUCUGUAAAUACUAUGAAGGAAACAAACAGGCAGACACAAAGGGAGAGAGUUAGUUUUUUUGUUUGUUUGUUUUUUGGCCACUCAGUGCGGCUUGUGGGAUCUCAGUUCCCUGACCAGGGAUUGAACCCUGGCCAUGGCAGUGAAAGCGCCAAAUCCUAACCACCACCAGGGAACUCCCAGGAGUUAAAGUUCUGAUGGCAUUCAAGCUCCUGGUUCCAGUUCCUUCCUAGAGCUCAGUGGCCUUCUGCCCACAGUUCCUCUCACAUACCUCUACAUUCCCUAAUUUAGCCCAAGUUGGUACUUUUUUUUUUAAGUUAAUUUAUUUAUUUUUGGCUGCGUUGGGUCUUCAUUACUGCGUGCAGGCUUUCUCUAGUUGCAGCGAGCAGGGGCUACUCUUUGUUGCAGAGCACGGGCUCUAGGUGUGCAGGCUUCAGUAGUUGUGACACGCAGGCGACCUAGUUUUGGCUCGCGGGCUCUAGAGCGCAGGCUCAGUAGUUGUGGUUCACAGGCUUAUCUGCUCUGCGGCAUGUGGGAUCUUCCUGGACCAGGACUCGAACCCAUGUCCCCUCCACUGGCAGUCAGAUUCUUAACCACUGUGCCACCAGGAAAGUCCCCAAGUUGGUACUUUUCACAUUAGAGUUCUAAUAUACUGCUCUAAGAAAUAUACUGCUAUUAAAAAGAACUAAAAUGUGGAAAGUGUUUAAUUGUACAUCAAAUAAAAAUCAUGACACAAAUUUCUAUGUCCCCAUCACUGUCAACAAUGUAAAAGCAUGUAUACAUUAGGGGGAAACUGGAGAAAACUGGAAAGUGCAAAGAGUUAAGUUACAAUGGUAGGAUUCUGGAUGUUUUCCUAUUUUCUAAAAUUCCUGUAUUAUAUUAAAAAACAAUGUGCAAUAUUAUCAGUGUGUAAAAUGCAUUAACCCCAUUUCUCUUAGUGUGCUCUAUUGGUGAGUAUGGUGGCCAUGGAAUAUACUACUCAGAUCUCCAUUUGCAGGAAGCAGAGUUGACUGACAGUUCCAGGUGCCAUCGUUUUGGGUCCACUGCUGUGCUUGUGCUUAGGUCAUGCUUCCCCUAGGUUGCUCUUAGCCACCGACUGAGCACAGUGAGGAUAUCAGUAUAAUUCUAUUCCUGUAGGAUGCCUUUGCUCAAAGACUCUCCAUCAUCCUGGCUGAAAUUUUUUAGGCCUUGCAGUCUAAAGCUCUUCCUACCCAAUCAUUCUCCUUUCCCUGUCUCCUUCCUCAGGUGUCAAACUUACAUUGCAAGUCUCCCUGCCACUCCUGCUCCCUCCCCUCAAGGGACCUGAAUGGACACAAUGAGGUAGAACUUAGUACUGUUGUAGACUUUUUUGUUCCCAAAUAUUUGCUCCCUUUUUUAUCCUGUAAAAGGGUUAUAUCUCCCUGCCUAUUGCCAUGACAUCCUCUGGCCAAUGAAAUGUGAGUGGAAGUGACAGGCCAGCUCUGAGCAGAAAUUCUAAGAGCUGUUGUGAAUUUACACCAGCUUUCCUGCUCUUUUCCCUUUGUCAUGAGAAGAGCAUGUCCCACAGAUGGGCUGGAUCCUAGAAUGAACAUGACAUUUAGAACAGGAGCAGAGCUGCAGCCAAGAUAUAAUGUGAGUGAGACAAAACUUUUGUUUUCGUAGCCCACCAAGAUGGAGGCCUUUGUUACUGAAGCUAAACUAAUAAAAAAUUUAUGUCUAAUCAACUGUCAGGUUAUCCAUAAACAUAUAUUCAGUGAGCAAUGUGAUAUGAACUCUAUAGGUGAUCUUUAAAUGUUUUUUUAACUUACCUUUAAUUCUUCUUGUAAAGAAGCAUACAGUUCAUUUAUCUUAUGUACCUCCUUUAAAGAUCCAUCUUCUUUAAAAAAUUUAGAGCUGUAAAAUAUUAUCAUUUCCUCAGGCAAAUGUACAGAACUCAUUUAAUGAUAAAAUGAAAAAUUUAUUUGUAGUUGAGGAACAAUAGAUGAUUCUUUUUACUGGCUUUGUAGGGACCAUGAUUUUGUCAACCUACUUAUUUACAGAAUAAGUAAAACCAACCAGAAAACCUAGUUAUCUAUCUUCACCUCAGCAAACUUUUUAGCCUCCUAAGUACUAUUUCCAGGACUCAGAAAAGAGGUUCAAUGAAAACAGAUAAAGACUGAAGGGGGGGUGGUUCUUUCUUGGCAAUAGGAUCAGUCAAUUAUUUUACUGAGUUUAAGUCAUCAUUGAUUGAAAGAGGCAACAUUAUUUUAUAUACCACGAAGAAAAAAGAAAAACAAUUCUAAGGCAUGUUUUGUAAAAAUCCCAAUUUGAGAUAAAUGUAAAACUGUGUCUUAGUAUCAAUGAAAUGUGGUAUUCAAUUUCUAUAAGACACUGUUAAGCACUGUGGGAACACAAAAAUAAAUGAAAUCUAGUCCAUUAUUCUCAUAAAGUUUACACUUAGUAAGUAUCCUGUAGUACCAGUGUUGUUAUUUCUGACAUUAAUUAUUCCCUUAUUGCCCACAAAAAAGUUAUAGCUCAGCAGUCUACAGUGUGAGUAAGUCUUGGCUAAAGCCUCAUUUUUUGUCUUUAUUUCAUAUCCAAUCUAAUUUCUUGCCUUUAAUCUGAACUGCUGCCUUAGAAAAUUACUAUUUUGAGGCUAGCUCCUUAUUUUUAGAAUAAAUAUGUUAAAAUAUGUAGGCUAUACAACAAUGCCCCUCUCUUUUGUAUUUUAUAAAUGGACAGGUGCUAGAAGGAAAUACUGAGAAAUUAAAAGUCUGGUUUACUUGAGUAAUGUCAUUAGUCAGUUUUCCUUUCAUUUUUAUUCUUGUGUAAUAAAAAAAAUUAACUUCAAAAAAUGAAUAGGAGUUAAGUUUAGUGGGGAAGCAGUUGAGAAAUCUCACCUGUGUGUUUUUACUGCUCGACUAAAACCAGUGGACAUACAGGAAUCAGAUACAGUUUUAUAACCCAGUUGUUCAGACAUGCCCAAAUUGGCCACCACUAAAGGUAUCCUAUGAAAAAGCCUGAAGAAAUAAAAUUUUUAAAAAUAAAUUUAAAAUAAAGUGAAAGAUUAGCAUCUACUUAUUAGUAUAUAGACUACCUUUCCCCUACAAGAUUAAAAAACAAAACCCCAUUCCUUACUACUUAUCCAUGACAGAAUUUACUGACUUGAGGCAAAUAGCUUUUAAAAACUGUGAAAUGUGCAUAGUGUAAGAUAACUGUGAAAAAAUACUUUAAUGGUUAUUUUAACUGAUCACCACAUGUAAAAAUAAAGGCAGUAUUGUUGCGAUUCAUCCUGUCUUUCGUGAAUGAUAAAACUACUCUUCCU